This is a messenger RNA of Aspergillus ochraceoroseus IBT 24754, 1778 nucleotides long. RefSeq lists its product as uncharacterized. The record is from RefSeq and is a predicted model, not a curated record. Bases 147 to 1721 code for a protein of 524 amino acids. The transcript is spliced from 2 exons. NCBI's taxonomy places the organism in Eukaryota, Fungi, Ascomycota, Eurotiomycetes, Eurotiales, Aspergillaceae.
GGUUGGUGCUCCGUCAUGAGUCUUGGCAACUGAACGCCAGCAAAAAACUCCCUCUGCAUGUAUCCAACCUCCUCGUGUCUCCACGCCCCGCGAAUCAUUCAUCAACUCCCUCCAUACUACUAGCAUCUGGAUUUGCCCCGCGUGCAAUGCCGCGGCUGGCUCUGACACCAGAGCUUCCUCGGCGAAUGGCGGCAUGCCAUCCAGCUUCUCUCUGUUUACGAACGCACAACCAUUUGCGAAGAUGGAUUAGCUCGCAAGGGGACGCUACUGCUGGCCGCUCAUUAGCUUGCACCUGGCUAACUACAACGCCUGAAAAAAUCACUCCAGACGAGAUUCUUUCUAGUUCUCCCAUUCCAGAGCUCAAACCAGAGCAUGGAUACACUCCAGUUCUUCUCGUUACCCCUGCAUUUGCCCACCUGGUGGACUCCAGCCACAAUUUCCUCGAGCAAUGGAUGAAUCGGCUUUAUUCUAGCCCCUCGGACCACACCUCCCGAACCCCUCGACAUGCCGUCGUCGCAAUCGUCGACCGCCUGCCCAACAAUGGUUUCACAGCUGGUGAUAAAACUGUGACUGAGGCGGAUGGCGUUGCCAUUUUAUUUUCGAAGGCAGAGGACAUCCAAGGGAAAGUAGCCCCGCCACGUCAAGUCCGCGCUCUGGAAGCUGAGGAACCGACUUUGCUCUUUUCAUUCCGAAAGGAAGUUGAAAGCACUGGCGACGAAAUUACAUAUCGGCCAACCCACGAGAUCGGCCUACGGCUCGCCAAUACCAUAUUUGUAAAUGGAAAGGAGAGCACACUAUUUGGAACUCGCUGGGUCUACGACCCUACUUUGAAAAGGCUCGCCCUGGAAAAGUUGGCAGAUCUCUCCACGUGCGUGGUCACCGUAAAUCCACAAGAUAUCCGCCAAUCGCUCGAGCUUCCUCUGCAUCCUAUUGGUGAGCGACGAAAAGUUAUCUCGAGCAUGGGGAAUAUUCUACGCCAGAUAGCAAAACAUACCGACGCUCAAUCAAGCGAUCCGAUGCCAGCUUCGGCCGAAUUGGAGAAGGAACUUCCGCGCUACAUCGCUGAGCACGGGAUUGCCGAUCGGAGAGUUUCGGUUUGGGCUUUGGUCGAGACGACUGCUGAUAGUGCCUUCGCCAAGUCAGGCUAUACGGCAGACAGUCUUGCAAAGUCGAUCCAAAUGGGCGGCAAGCUCCAUCGCGUCAUGAGUGGCGGAGGUGGGUGGGGAAAGAAACAAGGCCUUCUAUCGCUGGACCCCGAAACAAGCUUUCACCAAGCUGGCAGCACUCAACUAUUCACCCUCAACUAUAUCCUCUCUUCAGAUGCCGAUAUCUCUGUCCAAGAGACUUUCCUAUCUUGUGAGAAAGGACCGAUAGUGGAAGAUCUAUCAACAUUGUCCCAGGCUGCAGGAGCUGGGGAUUACAUUCAAUUUUUUGCCUCUACAGAGCCAAUCCAUACGCAGGAAUCUCGUCUUGAAGCUCCGAAAGCUGCAACAGAAAGACUCACCUGCCAUUUUGGCCUAGUCUCCGACGCUGAAACCGCUACAAGCCAAGCCGGUGAACAAAGAAACCUCCUGAUUGCGCCCAACUUCUUUGGGGCAUUAUCAGAGAAAGCCAUUACGUAUCUCCAGCCCGUGGUCGGGGUUAGCUCCAACCAACCUCUCCUAGAAACUCGCACUAAGAUUGAUAUUCCUGGAUCCCGGGUUGAGCUGGUGCUAAAGUGAAUUGAGUCCCAAAGCAGAUACCUUAACCUUUCCGCCCUUUUGCGGCGGGCCAUUAAG